AUGAAAUCAUUCACAAUAUCUAUGCAGCGACAUAUCAAAGUAACACCCUAUAACCAGUUACAUAUUCCAUCAUUCCUCUUGGGAUGCUGUGCUACUAUUUUAAUAUCAUCGCUGCAGUCACUGUUCAGUUCAUUGCUUGGUGAUGUAGUGAUUGGUAUUCUACGACUGACUAAAUAUGCUGUAAUGAUGGAAGGGAUAGUUUUAAUUAUCAAGAUACUAAUGGCCGAUGAACAAGAUCGAGUAAUGAAUUCAUCUUCAGCUAAUAGCCACACGAACCCGAAACAUAAUAAUUAG
Molecule: messenger RNA, 294 nt
Organism: Kluyveromyces marxianus DMKU3-1042
Lineage: Eukaryota; Fungi; Ascomycota; Saccharomycetes; Saccharomycetales; Saccharomycetaceae
Exons: 1
Coding region: 1-294 (97 amino acids)
Source: RefSeq, a predicted model, not a curated record